Akanthomyces muscarius is the source of this 1068-nucleotide messenger RNA. RefSeq lists its product as uncharacterized. The record is from RefSeq and is a predicted model, not a curated record. The coding region runs from base 1 to 1068 and encodes 355 amino acids. The transcript has 2 exons. Lineage: Eukaryota; Fungi; Ascomycota; Sordariomycetes; Hypocreales; Cordycipitaceae.
AUGCGCUACGCCUUUGCCUACGCUGCCCUCGUCUCCGUGGCUUCGGCCCACGGGGUCGUCACCAUGAUCAAGGGUGACAACGGCGUCAUGAUGCCCGGUCUGAGCAUCACUGACGGCACUCCUCGCGAUUGCUCCUCCAACGGCUGCGGCUCGCAGGCCGACACCUCCAUCAUCCGCAACCGCGACAUGCAAAAGAGCCCUCUGGGCAAGACCCAGGGCACCGGCCCCGUCGACCCCGCCGUCAACAUUGCCCGCUUCAUGGGCGCCAGCAACACCUCGCCCAAGAACAACGGCGCCUCGGGCGCCGUCGGCCAGGAGGACGACCUCAGCGGCCUCCCCGCCGGCGCGGCCAAGCGCCACGAGGAACGCAAGCGCCAGCUCAGCCAGCUCUUUGGCGGCCUCCUCGGCGGUGCCGGCGGUGCUGCCGGCGGCGCUGGUGGUGCAGCCGGCGGUGCCAAGAAAGGCGGUGCAGCCGGCGGCCUCGGCGGCCUCCUCGGCGGUGCCGGCGGCGGCGGCGGCACCAAGAGCAACCUCAAGGCCGAGAGCAUGGUCGCCGACACGGCCGGCAUGGGCACCUCGCAGGGCCUGCCCACCUCGGACAGCAACGGCGUCGUCAGCAUGGUCUACCGCCAGAUCAACCAGGACGGCGCCGGCCCCCUGACGGCCGACGUCGACGGCACCUCGGGCGGCAAGGACGCCAGCGCCUUCCAAAAGGCCGACGUCGUCCAGGACGUCCCCGGCCUCGGCAUCCAGGGCCUCUCCCUCGCCACAAACACCGACUUCCCCCUGCAGGUCAAGAUGCCCGCCGGCAUGACCUGCGAGGGCACCGUCGGCGACGCCAAGAACGUCUGCAUCGUCCGCGUCCGCAACGGCGCCGGCGCCGGCCCCUUUGGCGGCUCGGCUGCCUUUACCCAAAACGCCACCGCCCGCAAGCGCGCCAUCGCCUACCGCCUCAAGAAGCGCAUGGAGAUUGUCCGCGAGGCCGUCCCCGAGCCCGACUACGCCCAGGCCGACGAGGAGGAGGAGGAUGACGACGAGCUCCUGGAGCAGCAGCAGCAGCAGCAGUAA